GUCGUCUCGACACUCGCGCGCGCGUCCACGCACGCGCAUCGCCUCGACCUUUCCCCGGUUCGAGCGUCGCAGCACGCGGUUCAUCGCGCGCGUCGCGACCCCGCGUCCCGUUUAAAUCGUUCCGUCGGGCACCCUCGCCUCGUCCACGCGCGCAUCGCGGAGAGCUUCAGAGGACAGACGUCAUGGCGCGGGAGCAAGCGAGCUUUUUCACGGUCGUCGUGAACGGACAGAUCGAGUUCGCGGACCUCCCCGGGUGCGACAACGCGUACGUCAAGUACGCCAUCGUCCACGGCGACGACUGGACGCACCUCGACGGCCCCGAGGAUGGCAUCUCGCAGAUCACGCGCAAGAACUCCGGGGACCCGGAGCAGAAGCUCGUGUGGAAUUUUCCAGUGGAGGUGACGUACAAGUCCACGAACGCGUUCGGAUGGCCGCAGCUCGUGCUGUCCGUGUUUGAGAUCGACGCCUUCGGCAGGGACGUCGUGCGCGGGUACGGGUGCAUUCACCUCCCGGUCGCGCACGGGCAGUUCACCAGGAAGGUGCCGCUGUUCAAGCCCCUGAGCGCGACGAUCGUGCAGCAGAUCGCGAGCUUCUUCAGCGGACGGCCGGCGGAGUUUUCGAACCCAAAGUUCCCCGCGAUGGGCGAGGGCAGGGAGGUGACGAGGGUGCAGAGCACGGGGCACGCGUCCGUGGCGUUAAACGUCGUCACGAAGGACAUGGGAACGUUCGGGUAUUCGGAAGCGCGCGGCGCCGCCGCAAGGGUCGUCGUCUGAGACCUCGACCGACGUCAAAAUACUCGCAACGGACGCGACAGGGGCGUUAUUAACUAGGGUAGUGUACAGUCACGUUAUGUAUAAACACAUGACCGCCCGUCUAUGCU
Messenger RNA from Micromonas pusilla CCMP1545, 880 nucleotides. RefSeq lists its product as uncharacterized. Gene Ontology annotation, biological process: cilium assembly. The transcript has 3 exons. NCBI's taxonomy places the organism in Eukaryota, Viridiplantae, Chlorophyta, Mamiellophyceae, Mamiellales, Mamiellaceae. Gene Ontology annotation, cellular component: MKS complex. The coding region runs from base 183 to 773 and encodes 196 amino acids. The record is from RefSeq and is a predicted model, not a curated record.